AUGCCUUCGAAACCAGAAAGUCGAAAGACACAGCUAGGCAGCGAGGACCUAGUCCCUUUUGAUCAUGCUGCUGCGGGACACGAGGGCGUUCGCUGUACGCCCUCCGGCGCCUUGAUCGCGAAACCAUGCACGCGACAGGAGGUAGAAUUCUACGAAUCUAGCGCGCUCCACCCCGCAUUCCAGGAGUUUAUGCCACUCUACGUCGGAUCGCUCUCAUCCUCCGAGCAACAGCAACCGCUCGCGAUCGCUGCCGCCCGAGAAUCUGGCGCCCUUCCACUCCCCGAAUCUGGCGACGUAACCGAUUCCUCCCUCCCUAGCCAACCUCCAUCCCACACAGCCUCCACCCCCGAAGACGGCGCCCCUGCCAAGGAGGAAGCAGCAUGGGUACCCUCCGGAGGCAAGAAAAUUGAUACUGGCUUGUCGAUCGUGCUGGAGAACAUCGCCUGUGGGUUCCGUCGGCCGAACGUGCUGGACGUUAAGCUCGGCGCGCGUUUAUGGGCCGACGAUUCCCCGCUCGAGAAGCGGAAGAAGCUUGAUGAUGUCUCUAAGGAAACUACCAGCUCUAGCCUUGGAUAUCGCAUUGCGGGCAUGAAAGUCUGGACUGGCCACGAUGGGGAGACCGAUGAGGGCGAACGGACAGAUCCGUACGCUACGAAAUACGAGGGCGCAGAGGGUGAGAAGGGCGAGGUUAUCGAGAAGGAUGGCUACCGGCGGUUUGACAAGUGGUACGGCCGCUCUUUCAAUGAGGAUACUGUCAAGCAAGGGUUUGAAACUUUCCUUGCUGGCGCAAAGGCGGGCAAGAUAGACCGAUCAAAGAUGGUCGCCCAGCGCUUGGCGGAAGAAUUGAAAAAUCUCCAGCGGGUCCUCGAAUCUGAAGAGAGUCGGAUGUACUCUGCGAGUGUGCUGGUGGUCUACGAAGGAGAUAUCGAAGCGAUGGAGCAUGCGAUUGAAGAGGAGCAGAAAGCCCCAGCACCCCGUUCUUGGGAUGAAGAAGAAGAAGAGGAUGAGGAAUUUGAACUUCCUCAAGAAGCCUUGGAGAUGGUCAAUGUCCAGCUUGGUGAUGGAAUGCCCCAACAGGCUAUCAAUAUCAACAUUGAUCCCGCAACCAUGCAGAUGCCCGAAGAGGACGAUGACGAGGAGGAGGAAAUUCCCAAAGUCCAUGCCCUCCGCGUGAUUGAUUUCGCACAUGCCACUUGGACCCCUGGACAGGGCCCGGAUGAGAAUCUUCUCAGGGGUGUGCGCAGCCUUGUCAAGGUCUUUGAGGAGCUGGCAGAGUGA
Molecule: messenger RNA, 1278 nt
Organism: Penicillium concentricum
Lineage: Eukaryota; Fungi; Ascomycota; Eurotiomycetes; Eurotiales; Aspergillaceae
Product: inositol polyphosphate multikinase
Exons: 2
Coding region: 1-1278 (425 amino acids)
Biological process (GO): phosphatidylinositol phosphate biosynthetic process; inositol phosphate biosynthetic process
Cellular component (GO): cytoplasm; nucleus
Molecular function (GO): inositol hexakisphosphate kinase activity; inositol-1,4,5,6-tetrakisphosphate 3-kinase activity
Source: RefSeq, a predicted model, not a curated record